This is a messenger RNA of Mesitornis unicolor (brown roatelo), 1616 nucleotides long. Its product is annotated as mitogen-activated protein kinase kinase kinase 1-like. NCBI's taxonomy places the organism in Eukaryota, Metazoa, Chordata, Aves, Mesitornithiformes, Mesitornithidae. The transcript has 10 exons. The annotation marks the transcript as partial. Gene Ontology annotation, molecular function: zinc ion binding; ubiquitin protein ligase activity. The record is from RefSeq and is a predicted model, not a curated record.
GAGAUGGAGAAUAAAGAAACCCUUAGGGGGUUGCAGAAGAUGGAUGACCGCCCAGAAGAGCGCAUGAUCAGGGAGAAACUCAAGGCAACGUGCAUGCCAGCAUGGAAGCAUGAAUGGCUGGAAAGAAAAAACAGGAGAGGCCCAGUGGUGGUGAAGCCUAUCACUGGGAAAGGAGAUGGAUCAGAAAUGCACAAACUCUCUCUAGAUCCUCAAGCUGAAGGACAAAGCUCUGUUUCUUCACCUACACAGAAAGGAAGACGCAGUCCUUCUCCUAGUAGCUCAUCUUCGUCAUCCUCUAGGACAGUUAAAUCUGAAUCACCGGGUGUUAGAAGAAAAAGGGUAUCUCCAGUGCCUUUUCAGAGUGGACGAAUAACACCACCUCGACGAGCUCCAUCUCCAGAUGGCUUCUCUCCAUACAGCCCUGAGGAAACAAAUCGUCGCGUCAACAAAGUUAUGCGAGCCAGGCUGUACCUGCUGCAGCAGAUAGGACCCAACUCUUUCUUAAUUGGAGGAGACAGCCCUGAUAAUAAAUACAGAGUGUUUAUUGGGCCUCAGACUUGUAGCUGUGGCCGUGGAACAUUUUGUAUUCAUCUGCUGUUUGUUAUGCUGCGGGUGUUCCAGCUUGAGCCCUCAGACCCAAUGCUCUGGAGAAAGACACUGAAGAACUUUGAGGUUGAGAGUUUGUUCCAGAAAUAUCACAGUAGGCGUAGCUCGAGGAUCAAAGCUCCAUCUCGUAACACCAUCCAGAAGUUUGUCUCACGCAUGUCAAAUUCUCAUACAUUGUCAUCAUCUAGUACUUCUACAUCUAGUUCAGAAAACAGUAUGAAGGAUGAAGAAGAACAGAUGUGCCCUAUUUGCUUGUUAGGCAUGCUGGAUGAAGAGAGCCUAACUGUGUGUGAAGAUGGCUGCAGGAACAAAUUGCACCACCACUGCAUGUCAAUAUGGGCAGAAGAAUGCAGAAGAAACAGAGAGCCACUUAUAUGUCCUCUUUGUAGAUCUAAAUGGAGAUCUCAUGAUUUCUACAGUCAUGAAUUGCCAAGCCCUGUGGAUUCUUCUAUUCUCCGUGGGGUUCAGCAACAAACCCAGCAGCAAUCUACAGCUGGAUCACAGAGAAGAACCCAAGAUAGCAAUUUUAACCUUACUCAUUAUGGGGUCCAGCAGAUCCCUUCUGCCUAUAAAGAUUUAGCUGAGCCAUGGAUUCAGGUAUUUGGAAUGGAGUUAGUUGGCUGCUUGUUUUCUCGAAACUGGAAUAUACGAGAGAUGGCACUUAGACGUCUUUCCCAUGAUGUUAGUGGUGCUCUGUUACUGGCUAAUGGUGAAAGCACUGGAAAUUCUGGAAGCAGCAGUGGAAAUAACACAAGUGCUGGAGCUUUGGGAGCAGCUAGUGGAUCGUCUCAAACCAGUAUCUCAGGAGAUGUGGUGGUAGAAUCCUGCUGCAGUGUGCUGUCCAUGGUCUGUGCAGACCCUGUCUACAAAGUGUAUGUUGCUGCUUUAAAAACUUUAAGAGCCAUGCUGGUUUAUACUCCCUGUCAUACUUCAACAGAGAGGACUAAACUACAGCGACUUCUCAAGCCAGUUGUAGAGACAAUACUAGUUAAAUGUGCAGAUGCCAACAG